GUAAGAUGGUGUUGAAUAAAUUUGUGUUAUGUUUAGUUUCUGCGGUUUUUCUCCGUGAAGCCUCAGGUGACUAUUAAUUUUUAAUACCUCAUUGUUGUAGUUUUGUGCUUGAAUAAUUUUAUAGUAUUUUAUUUGUGCCAAUAAGAAAAGUAAACAAAGGAUAUGUACAAAGCUUCUGGCGAAUAUGUUCCAAAAUCUGUAUAUCUAAUUGACGAAGAUGGUUCAACCUCCCUACCAAUCCAUGUUCGUAAUAGGCGAGAUUUAGAACAAAUUCUUUCAAGAAUCAGAAGAGGUGGUGGUGCUUAUUCUUACUCGGGAAGUAGCAGCUCAAACGAUUUUAGCGGAGGAUUCGCCGGUCCUCCGCCAGAGUUAGCACAACUUCAAUCAGAUAUUCAAGAUAUUGCUCAAAGGACAUCAAACAUCCAACACGAGGUUUUAUCUCAUGUCCAGAAUAUCGCUGCUUCUCACCCUGCAGGAGCAAACUCUGGAUCUUAUUCCUAUUCAGGAUCCUCAGGUAAUUCGGGAGGAUAUGGAGGCGGAUCUGGGGGACAUGGAGGUUCAGGACCUUCUGGAGGAUAUAGAUCUGCGCCAUCUGGAGGCUAUGGUUCAGGAGGCAGUUCUGGACCCAGCUUAUUCAGCAGGAGUGGUGUUGAGAAAGGAUCUGGAAUAAAGGUGUCAUCGGCUGCCCAGGGACCAAAUGCAGCAUUUAGUUAUUCAUCGUCAGCUUCAGAUGGUCAAGGAAAUGUGAAAUAUAACGUUAAAUCUGGUCAAUAUUAAUGAUAGUUUUUAUAAUAAUAAAGGUAAUAAUACACACAAAUAAA
Messenger RNA from Diabrotica virgifera virgifera (western corn rootworm), 821 nucleotides. Its product is annotated as keratin, type I cytoskeletal 9. The transcript is spliced from 4 exons. The coding region runs from base 163 to 777 and encodes 204 amino acids. Lineage: Eukaryota; Metazoa; Arthropoda; Insecta; Coleoptera; Chrysomelidae. The record is from RefSeq and is a predicted model, not a curated record.